AUGGCUUUUCAGGACCAAGACGCCUUCGACAAUCGUUUCGAUACGGUACCGAAGGCUUCAGAUGUUGCAGCGAAGCGCAAAUCUGAUGACGGUAACGAAAGACCUUUGAAGAAGCCACGCUUUGUUGCCGAUUACGGCACCGCUGCUGUAGACUCACCAACGAAGAUGAGCUACGGAGAAGGUGCCAGCGAAGACUCCGAUGAAGAAGGUUGCAUAGAAGACUUGGGAAGCGCACCUUUCAUUCCUCAAGGAGUACAGCAAGUGACGCCGGCAAUGGAAUCCCCGCAUAUUAGGGACGGAGCUUACACUCCAGAGCCUGGGGAAGGCUACGAUCGUCCACAAGACCAAGCCAUCGGCGGAGCUACCCCGGACGCAGAAGAGACAGUCUUGUCGACUACGUCCCGUGCCGGUGACUCUGCUGAUGGCGAUAUAGGCGGACGCAGACCAUCUAGAGUGCUCUGGAAGCGCUCCAAACUGGUGGGGUCAUCAUUGACCCUCGCGCGAAAUGCAGGAUUCCCAAGACCUGUGCUCUGUUCAGGUUGCGAAGAUCUCAAGUUGUCUUUUGACAAGUUUGUCAUUGACAAUAGGCGCUCAACUGGACAACGCAUCAAUGGAAGACCGGGGUUUUGGGGCAAGAGGCGAAUGGGAACAUUUCAAGAGAUUGAACAGCGUACGAGUUGCCCACUAUGCAAGAUGCUAAUCCGCUCGGCGAAGGAUACGCCUACGCAAGUAUCAACUCCAGAGAUUUCCAAAGCAGUCUGUAAGCUUUACUGGACAGUGGAUGGGAGGGAAAGAGUGCCGAGAUACGCUCAAGAGGGUAUAGUGCCGGUCGAGAAAACAGAACAACCUGGAAGUACACAGCAACCUGAGCCAUCAAAUUCACAGCAACAAAAGAGUCAGGUACGAACGGUGAAGCGGACUCGGCGACUCGCGAUUGAGUGGACUCACAGAGCAGACGUUUCCUACAUUGUGCUCGUCGCUCCCGACGGCAAGUUCACUGUUGACGGAAGAAUAAAUAAAGGCGAAUGGGAGCGACCGACCCUUUUCCUUGGCAGAUUACUUACUGGAUUGGAUCAAACCAAUUGGGACAAGAUCAAAGAGUGGCAACAGAUAUGUAUAGACCACCACACGACUGAUUGUGUCGUCCCUGGAGAGUUGCGCGAAAGGUUUGACACGGUCCUUCGCCAGAGUCCAUUCUUCCGCGUUAUUGAUGUCGAGAAAAUGUGCCUGACUUCGCUGCCCGAGGAUGAAGACCAAGAUGUUCGCUACACGGCGCUCAGCUAUACUUGGGGCGAGGAAACCCGGGUCAGCGGCGGUCACGGGCCUAGCAAGAGCAAGACCAAGCCUCGAUUCAAAGCCACGCAGGAGAAUCACAAACGACUGAUGAGAGACAACGGUAUUCGAGAUGUGUUGGACAGUCUUCCUACUUCGAUACAGCACGCGAUCAAUCUGACAGAGCACUUGGGUAUUCGUUAUCUCGUGAGUAGAGUCAUUGGUGGAAGGCACACCUUCUUGUCCGAGACAACUGCUUACCUUCUAUCUAUCGCGUUUAGUGGGUCGACUCUCUAUGUAUCGUCCAAGACUCAACUCGAAGUUGGACCCUCAAUGCUAAUGUUAUGGACGUUGUCUACAGCAAUGCAGAAGUGACCAUAUGCGCAGCCGAUGGAGACGGCGAUGACGAAAUCGGCCUGAAGGCUCUAUUCCCUUCUGAUCGCUAUACGAGACAUGCGGAGGAGCAUACUAUCGACUAUCCAGCACAGCCAAGUCCUUUGAAGCUCAUCCUUUCGCGGCCCUCUGAGUCUUACAUCGCCCGCACCAGAUGGAAUACUCGUGCCUGGACAUUUCAAGAACGGCUAUUGUCACGCAGAUCACUCAUCUUCGUUGCCGGACGAGUAUACUUUCAAUGUCGAUCGACCACAAUGUCAGAAGACAUUUAUUCCGAAGAGGCGAAAGCAGGCUGGUCUGUUGAACUUCAAGGAGCUCCCGCCCAAACCCUAAACGGACUUUCAACAAAUCCAGUCAGCGUGUACAAAGACUGCUUAGGGAUGUACACGUCAAGAGAGCUUUCAUAUGAAAGGGACAUCCUGGCAGCUUUUGGCGGCAUCGCUAACAUCAUCCGCUCUUCCCUUGCCAUUGAUUGUAACCCAAUUUUUGGUCUGCCUCCUUCUCAUUUUGAUUACGCCCUCCUCUGGGAACCAGAAGAACAGCCCACUCGGCGGGUCGUAACCGGUAAACAUUUUCCCAGCUGGUCUUGGUGCGGUUGGAAAGAUAAAAGAAUAUGCUACAAGCCUGCGACUGUCUCGGGGUUGGAAAUUGACCUGCAUGAGUGGCUACUCAACCACACUUGGAUCGCGUAUUACAUCAGAGACGGGCAAGGUGACUUGCGAUUAAUAUGGGACCCUCGGAAGCAUAAAUCGAACUGCGACAUCGAUUCUCGAUGGGCCGGAUAUGAUUCUCCCCAAGAAGGGCUCCCUGGAGGCAGUAAAAUGAAACUUGACGAUGUGUACCCCAAAUUCGACUAUCACGGAAGGCCAUUCAACAGGUCCACACCUAAGCGAGGCCGCGUAGAGCACUCGGGAAAGCAAUUCUUCCGCAAGUACGGCGAGUACAUGAGCCAUGUCAAGGUUCUCAAACCUGGCGAAGGGCCCCGAGCUCUGGACCAGCCCCUGGAAGAUGAGUCGAUUCUUCAAUUUUGGACCUGGUCUGCCGUCUUCUAUCUCGGAGAGGAGGCAGCUGGUGAACCUUUCAACAAUGGUGAAAUGGUUGGCGCUGGACUAAAGCGCUUCGCUAUUCUGGACGCGGACGGCGAUUUUGCCGGAACUUGCGUGCUCAGUGAGGUAUGGACUUCAGCAGCUCGGGAGGAUAAACCACAAACGUUCAUUGCUCUUUCUGAUGCGAGAGAAUUCGACGGAUCCGAAUAUGGUUGCUGGAGCUUCUACAAUGAGCAUCAGGGAGACACGAACCCUUGGCAGCUCUAUAAUGUAAUGAUGCUAUGCAAUGAAGAGGGCGUCGGCUACACGGAAACGAAAACCGAAGUCGCAUAUAGAGCGGGGCUGGGCAAGGUGUACAAGUCGGCGUUCGACUACGGCAUGAACAAAGAGAACUGGAAAGAGAUCAUCCUGGGCUGA
Molecule: messenger RNA, 3128 nt
Organism: Lecanosticta acicola
Lineage: Eukaryota; Fungi; Ascomycota; Dothideomycetes; Mycosphaerellales; Mycosphaerellaceae
Source: the annotation of a GenBank genome assembly